This is a messenger RNA of Cygnus olor (mute swan), 2623 nucleotides long. RefSeq lists its product as uncharacterized. Gene Ontology annotation, cellular component: cytoplasm. Lineage: Eukaryota; Metazoa; Chordata; Aves; Anseriformes; Anatidae. Bases 50 to 1876 code for a protein of 608 amino acids. The record is from RefSeq and is a predicted model, not a curated record. The transcript is spliced from 2 exons.
UGGCGGGCGGCGGGGCGCCGCGGGGCAGCGGCGGCGGGCGGGCGGCGCCAUGGAGGAGCAGCCGGCGGCGGCGGAGGAGGAGCGGGUGCUGCGGGACUACCUGGCCUACUACGCGGCCCGAGGGGCCGAGGGGCGGCUGGCGGCGUGCGACGAGGCCGCCCUGAAGGCGAGGGCUCGCCGGCUGCUGGAGCCGCGGCGACGGGGCGGCCUGGACGUGCGCGGCGUGGCCGAGCGGUGCCGGCGGGCCCGCGGGCAGCGGGGGGGCGGCUGCGGCGUCCUGAGGGACCUGCUGAAGGCGCUGGAGGUCCUGGAGCUGCUCUGCGUCAACCUGCUGCUGUCCCCGUGGAGGAAGGAGAUCAGGUCGCUGAAGACAUUCACCGGUAAUUUUGUCUACUAUAUUCAAUCUGUGCUCCCAGAUGACAUAGUAAAAACAGUACUGGAGAAAAUAGGUUACAUUGCAACAACAGAAACAGAGUUUUCACUUGUCAGAAAGAGAAACAAUGAGGAAAUGAAGCAGACUGCAUUUGAAAUAUUCCUGGCAAGAAUUGAGUGUGAAACCAUCCUCGAAAUGACAAAUGAAGAAAAACAUGGCAAUUUGGAGAAGACCCUGCAGAAGAGAACACAAAUGCACUGGCAUCAUGGAAAUAAGGACAAAGAAGAUCAGACACCCCAGAGAGAAGACUCUGAAAACAUAGAAAAUAAAGAAAACAGAGAAAUAUCUUUGUGCCUUGCUACGCAACCGAAGUCUUCAACUAAUAGCGAUAAAUCCUUUGAAGCUGCUGGGAAUCUUAAGAUCAAAGAUGACAUGCCUCAGUUAGCGGUUACUCAAUCCACUAACAGGCUUCAGGAACACCAAAGGCAAAUCAUUAACACAGCACGCUUUCCGGGCAAAUGCUCAGACAGCGAGGACUUCUUGAUCAAAUAUAGCGACAUUGUCAUAAGACAGACACCUAUUUUCAGUGAGAAUCUUUCUCCAAAAGCUUUUGAAAAAAAGCCAAGAGCCAGUCUAAGUGAAGAAUGUGUUUUGGCAGUCACUGCACAGUCAACUGUAAAUGAGAUCAGGCCUGUGCCACUCUCACCAGGAGCGAGCGGUCCGCCAGCCUUUGCAAUAUUUGCUGACAGCUCUUGUGACAGUCAGAACACAUUGGAGUACGAAGCUCAAGAAGUGCCUGAAGAAUCAAUUGAAGCAAAAAUUAACGAUGCCAUAAAUUGUGUAGACCCAGACCCUGCAGACGAACCCAAUGAGCUGAAGUCUCUGCCAUACAAGGGCAUUGCCUCUGUCCAAAACUGUGGUGUCACUAAGGAAGAGGAAGUUUGUGAGCUGUCUUUAACCUUCACAAAACUACAAGUCAAGGACACUCAGGAAGAUUUGAUGUAUCCAAUAGAGGAAACUGGGCAACCUCAGUCAGUAUCAUAUGCAACUACAAGUGACAGGAAUGUAAGAGAAUUUAAUCAGUCUAAAAUAAAAUGCACAUACCUGGCCAAUGCUCAAAUGCAGAACCAAGCAGCUGCAUGUAUUGAGCCAUCUUCAGAUCUGUGCUGUACUACUGGGAGCGUGGAGGAUCCCACUACUGAGUCUGAUAGCAAGAGACUAUUAAUGGAUACUCCUAAUGCGCACGCAGCUUGUGAGUGCUUCAGACGUAUUAGAGAGCCCCCAAAUCCCACCUACAUUCCACCACGAAGUAUUAAUGUUCAGUCUCCAAGCAGAAGAACCACCAGUGCACUGGGUAGAAGGAACCUCUUGCAGCCUGAUUGUGACUCUCCCAAAUCCAGUGAAGUAAAGCUGGAAAACUAUAAUUCAAAAGUAAACGAAAUCCAGGAGCCUUAUGUCAUUAUUGACAAAAGUGACCCAGGAAUGUUGUGCCAUAACACUUGAUUCUAACAGUGCUUUAUUUGUAAUAACCCCCGGGGUAACCCAAUUAGUUUUUGAACAACUAAUUGCUGGAGUCUUAUCAUCAGGGCAAGACUGCCUUCAGCUUUGGAUGGUGUUGAGUGGGAGAAACAGAUAUUGUGAACAUGCACACAGAGAUUAAUACGUCUGUACUGGGUCUGGUUGGUAUGGAGUUAACUUUCUCGAUAGCAGCCUGCACUGUGGCAUGUUUAGGAGUAGUGGCUAAAACUGUUGGUAACACCCCAGUGUUCUGGCUGUUGCUGAAGAGUGCCUGCACAGCGCCAAUGCCUUCUCUCUUCCUCACUCUGCCCCCCACCCCCGGUGAGUAGGCUGGGGGUGGGCAAGAAAUGGGGAGAGGACACAACUGGAACAGCUGACUGAAAUUAGCCAAAGAGAUAUAACAUGUAACAUCAUGCUUAGCAAUAAAACUGGGAUAGCAGAAGGUGGUGUGUUUUUUUUGUCUGCCUUUGCAUCACUUCUUCCUUCCCCUCUUCCCUUCGCUUAUUAAACCUCUAUUUCAACCCGAAAGUUUCUUGCUUUUGCUUUUCUUAUGUUCCUGUCAUGUAGGGAGGUGAGCAAGCAGAUAUGCAGGUGCUUAGCUACUCACUGAGUCAACCCACCACAACCUGCUCGCUCUUCUUUCAGGUAGUUGUGUGUUCUUCCUAAUCAUUUUGUUUUUUCUAAGAUGUAUUUUCCUCCCUGUGGGGGUUAUUAAAGCUGUGUUUUAAAAUC